Messenger RNA from Drosophila kikkawai, 4673 nucleotides. It is a transcript of the gene ChT, whose product is annotated as choline transporter. The record is from RefSeq and is a predicted model, not a curated record. Gene Ontology annotation, cellular component: plasma membrane. Gene Ontology annotation, biological process: choline transport; transmembrane transport; acetylcholine biosynthetic process. Gene Ontology annotation, molecular function: choline:sodium symporter activity. NCBI's taxonomy places the organism in Eukaryota, Metazoa, Arthropoda, Insecta, Diptera, Drosophilidae.
GCACGGUCCGUCGGCUGACGUGCUUUAGUUAACCAUUAGCCCCUAGCCCGAGACUGCCUCUAUUUGUUUAUGGAACACCGAAUGGCUUUGGUUAAAUCGCAAAAAUUAAUUACCAACUAAAUCGAUACGCGUGGCGCGCACCUUGAAGCGGUAGAGGGAAUCUAAUUCAUCCAUUAAAUUUUAAUUAUUUUUUAUAUAAGUCGACCAACUUCUCUGGUGUCUCGUGGAGCCAGGUGGCAUUUGGUUUAAUGCGGGCCUCUCACGUUCUGCCAACAGCCGGGGCACAUGUGCGGGUUACACUUUAGGACGCGUAACAGUCCGUCUCAGAAGACGUCCCUCCGCUGGGGCGACUGCUGCCUGGCCUAAAACUAGUGUGUAUAGUGUUCCUCCUGGAUCAGGAUCUCCAAGAUCCCGCGGUUAGAGCCACUACUUCAUCCGUUCGACCACGAAAUGUUGCAUAAGUCGAGGCGCAUUUGAUUGGCGCGCUUCUUCGAUUGCCGUCGCAACGCAUCCGCUUGAACUUGGCGCACAUUAUUCCCAAGAGCCGAGCUAAAGGUCAAACCCGUUUCCAAAGAGUAUUAAUUUACACAAGCCAAGCGCGUGUGAAGCGUUGAGGUUGCUGAAAGUAUAUCCUAGAAGUCAAGGACUUUUCUGAAUCGCAGCCAUGAUCAAUAUAGCCGGCGUGGUGAGCAUCGUGCUCUUCUACCUGCUCAUCCUGGUGGUGGGCAUCUGGGCCGGUCGCAAGAAGCAAUCCGGCAAUGACUCCGAGGAGGAGGUGAUGCUGGCCGGCCGCUCCAUAGGUCUCUUCGUGGGCAUCUUUACCAUGACAGCCACCUGGGUGGGUGGCGGCUAUAUCAACGGCACGGCGGAGGCUAUCUACACUUCGGGCCUGGUGUGGUGUCAGGCUCCUUUUGGUUAUGCCUUGAGUUUGGUGUUUGGUGGCAUCUUCUUUGCCAAUCCCAUGCGCAAACAGGGCUACAUUACUAUGUUGGAUCCUCUGCAGGAUUCCUUUGGUGAGCGCAUGGGUGGUCUCCUGUUCCUGCCCGCUCUCUGCGGCGAGGUCUUCUGGGCCGCCGGCAUCCUGGCUGCCUUGGGAGCCACAUUAUCCGUGAUCAUCGACAUGGACCACCGAACUUCUGUUAUUCUCUCCUCGUGCAUUGCCAUCUUCUACACGCUCUUUGGAGGAUUGUACUCCGUGGCGUAUACGGACGUGAUCCAGCUUUUCUGCAUCUUCAUUGGUCUGUGGAUGUGUAUUCCCUUUGCCUGGAGCAACGAGCAUGUGGGCAGUCUGAGUGACCUGCAGGUGGACUGGAUAGGGCAUGUGGAGCCUAAAAAACACUGGCUUUAUAUAGACUACGGGUUGUUGCUUGUCUUUGGAGGUAUUCCUUGGCAGGUCUACUUCCAGAGAGUGCUCUCCAGCAAGACAGCGGGACGGGCACAGCUGCUGUCCUAUGUGGCUGCAGCCGGAUGCAUCCUGAUGGCCAUUCCACCAGUGCUCAUUGGAGCCAUUGCCAAGGCCACACCUUGGAACGAAACGGACUACAAGGGACCCUAUCCCCUGACCGUGGACGAGACCAGCAUGAUUCUGCCCAUGGUCUUGCAGUACCUGACGCCCGACUUUGUGUCCUUCUUUGGUUUGGGCGCCGUCUCCGCCGCCGUGAUGUCCUCCGCCGACUCCUCGGUGCUCUCAGCAGCCUCCAUGUUCGCCCGGAACGUGUACAAAUUGAUUUUCCGUCAGAAGGCGUCCGAGAUGGAAAUCAUUUGGGUGAUGCGCGUAGCCAUCAUAGUGGUGGGCAUCCUGGCCACCAUUAUGGCCCUCACCAUUCCCUCCAUCUACGGAUUGUGGUCCAUGUGCUCCGACCUAGUCUAUGUAAUCCUGUUCCCACAGCUGCUGAUGGUGGUGCAUUUCAAGAAGCACUGCAACACGUAUGGCAGCCUGGCGGCGUAUAUAAUGGCCUUGGCCAUUCGACUGUCGGGUGGUGAAGCAAUCCUGGGCCUGGCGCCACUCAUCAAGUAUCCUGGCUACGAUGAGGAAACGCACGAGCAGAUGUUCCCCUUCCGUACCAUGGCCAUGUUGGUCAGCCUGAUCACCCUGAUCUCAGUGUCCUGGUGGACUAAAAUGAUGUUCGAGUCCGGCAAGCUGCCGCCCAGCUACGACUACUUCCGCUGCGUGGUCAACAUUCCAGAAGACAUUCAGCGCGUGGGCGAUCCCUCGGAGUCGGGCGAGCAGCUUUCAGUGAUGGCUGGACCCCUGGCCAGAUCCUAUGGCGCUGCCACCAUGGCCGGCAAGGAUGAGCGCAAUGGACGUAUUAAUCCCGCCCUGGAAUCCGACGACGAUCUGCCCGUGGCAGAAGCACGUCGCUUGAACCAACAGACUGCGCAGGCCCAGGUAAAAAAGAUGCUGGACACGGCCACCGGUGUGAAGCCGGCCGGCGGAGGCGGUGGCCAGUCUGGCAUGGCCAUGCCCACGCCGGAGCAGGAUAACACGGCCUUCUGAGUAGAGUAGGCGCCCGGCGGAGCGAAAAUCCCGGAGGGUCUCGCCAGCCGAGCCCGAAAGUAGGCUGCAGUCGAACCACAGAAUUAUACGAUUUUAAGUUGCGCUUGUUACGGGGGAUUUGAGACAGGGUCGGGAGAGUCAGGAGGAUCAGGAGGGUCAGUAAAGUCAGGAUGGAGUACAGAAAGUAUUAGGACACGUACGUUAAACUCACAAGUGCUCAGGUAUAAAGUGCAGAAAGCUGAUCGUAAGGUUUACAUUAUCAUUUAGCCAACUUAUAUAGUGUAUAGUUUUCACAGAAGCUUAAAGCGUUCCAUCGUUCUUGAUUUUGCUGUUGAAGUCGUGAGUUUUUGGUGUAAAUGUUCAAAAGAUAUCGAAAUACAUAUCAAAUGCAUUUUCCUCCGCCCGAAAGUUGCAUUAAAAACGUAUUAAUCCAGAGAGGGGAGUUCAUAAGCCGCCAAGGAGGCUAGGAAAUAAGGGUACAGUGUCAUAAUGUCCAGUGUCAUAGUGUCAUAAUAUAACUUACAAGAUUAUUAAGUCGAGAAAAGUUUAAGAGAGCUACCAAAAUUAAGAGUAACCUUUUAAUAUUUUUAGUUCUUUAACCACUUUAAAAGUUUCUAAAAAUUAAUGUGUAUACUGGGCUUUAUGACACUCACUCAAAAUAUAUAUAAUAUUAUUGUAUGAAAGACGAGAGCAUUUGUGUGCCACAGAUGAGGCAGCCCCACAUAAGCAUUCCUGGCAUUAUCGGUAUCGGUCAUAUAUACUAUAUAGAUGCAUAUAAUGUGAAUCAUGUGUCCUUCCAGAAUGAACAAAGCUAAGCAAGAAACACAAGUGAAAUAAAGUGAAAUAAAGGAUAAACUAAAUGCAAAACUAAAGCAAACGAAACAUAUCAAAACGAGAUACAUAUCAGUCGUGUGUAAGCUAUAUAGGAGAAUCGAGAUAUAUACACAUACAUCCACUAUAUAAACCCAAUAAACGAGCAGCAUGUACAUGAGAGAACAUAGUUGUUUAAGCGAAGAAAUCGAGGCAUAUCAAGUUAUAUAGGAAUGAAUUUUAGCUGCUCUCAAAGAGCAAAGUCACACGGAAUAUAAAGGAGAAGGAAUGGAAAUUAUAUAUGUAACAUGUUGCGUCGUAGUACCUAAAAACUAUAAAUAUAUAUAUAUACAUAUAUACAAAAUCAUAUACACCCGCAUAUACAUAUAUAUACAUGUAUCUAGAGCCAGCCACAGAAUUUAGAGUGUUAUACCCAGGACAAACACCGCCCCCCCAUUGAUCCAAAACAACCUGCAUAUUGGCUAGGAGAAUAUCUAUUCUAUAUACACACACGCUGCCUGAACCCCAAACCUCAACUGGAAGCUGAAGAGAUUCGGAAGAAUUAUAACUAAAAUAACUAAAUUGAAAUUAAUUGAGACGUGUGUUGUUGGUUCCUCUUUUUUUGUAAUGUUCACUCGGCUCGUUUGUUAAAGUUUAAACUAAAAAUCUAUCUAAAGGCAACUCAAGUAACUAAUGUGCGUAACAAGCUGGAUGUUAAGCCCUAGAAACUACAACAAACUCACUUAAUUGUAAUGAAUGUUGACUGCUUUUUGAUUGAGCCUCGUCUGUUUGUUGUAUUUGGGGUAAAGUUUUAUAACCUUUACAUAAGCGAGACUACUAACUAAACUUACUGAAGUGUUUUGAGUCCAUCUAGGACAUCCAUCUACGCAUAUAUAUCUGUUCGUUGUUAUUGUUAUUGUCUCUUGCAUCAGAUCUGAGUGUGUACAUUUCGAUAGAGUUCAAAUUUGACUAAAUUUCCAAAUAACUUGAGAUAAUUAAGUGCGUUUCUUUGUGCAGAUGUUAACCAGAUUUGUAAAUAAGCAAAAAUUACUCGUUUGUAAUGUUACUAUCAACUAUCAACCAAAACCACCAAAUAAUUUAUGCAUUCAAAACGAAAUAAUUCUGUUUUGCAAUUAGUUAAAAGAGUACGUACCUAUGUUAUUGUUAACUAAACUUGGUCUAUCCAUUCCAAGUACUUUUAGUGGAAUUAUGUUAACCAAAAGUAAAGAAUAAAUGAAAAAUGAAAACAUGAAUAGGAAAAAUGGUUACGAUAUACACGAUGUAUUAUGAUCAGAUUAAACCAAACCGAAUACAUAUCAAUGUUUUAAGCCUAGCAAAAGGGAAACGAAAACAAGUAUUUAUUAAA